CGGCCGCAAAGAAUGUUGGUCCUGCUUCAAUCCGAGACAUCUUGUCAGAUACGCUUGCAAAAUGGCUUCCAAUGCUGGUGAUGAUUCCUUGUAUCCUAUUGCCGUUCUUAUCGAUGAAUUACGGAACGAAGAUGUUCAGGUAUUUAUAAAAGACUUUCUCCUUUUAUCUGAGGUUAAUUAAUGCAGCAAUAUACGUUAUUUAUCUCUAUAUUUUUGCCGUUAAUGUUAGUACAAAUAACCGAAUUUUGUAACUUGAAUCUUCGCAGCUGCGACUGAAUUCUAUCAGAAAACUAUCCACUAUUGCUUUGGCUCUUGGCGUUGAACGAACACGAACUGAACUUAUUCCAUUUCUUACAGGUAUAGUUUUAUUUCAGUGUUACUUUAUAUUUCGUACUGUAUUUGUUUAUUUUGGUCGUCAACCAAAUGUAAAACUAUUGUGUGACAGAUUUUGGGCAGAACUUUAUAUUGUUUUUCAUCAGUAUAACUUUGAGUUCAAAUUUUAUAUCAUUGUAUUAACAUCACUAAAAUAUCGUGUAUGUGCCCCAAGUUAUUUAUAUACUGCGUAAAUCACAUUAUUAUACAAAGAUGAACAUACAUAUAUGCCUGUCUAACAAAUAAUGACAAAUUAUGUACUGGGCCUGUUCAUAAGAGUUGUUUACCAAGACAUCCCACUUACCUACAAUCUCGACUAUAAAAUUUUACAGUCACAUGAGGUCUCAGGCCGGCCCAAUUGCCCAGAUCCCGGCUCCCACACACUGAAGGCACUUUAAUGCCAAAAAUUGCUGUUGUGGCAGAAUUUUGCAGCACAAAAAAUUGCUAAUGUGGCAGGUUUUGUGGCAGAUAAACUGUAAAAUAAGGUGCAUAGUAGCUGGCUGAUGAUGACCAAAAUGGAAACAAAUAAACAAUCGAUAUUCUUUGCAUGUAGGAUCAGUGGUGGAUCCAGCAAAGUUUUUUUUGGGGGGGGGGUGCUAACCAAUGGCCAAACGGGCGCCAAAGGCGCGAGAUUUCUAUGGGGGGUCCGGGGGAGUAUGUAGUAGCAUACUCCCCCGGAAAAAUUUUCUGGAGGAGUAGUAUACUCCCCGGAAAAAUUUUAAAAUUUGGGUCUCUGUAAUGGCAUUUCCAGCAUUCUGAGAAAACAUUCUGGAAAAUUUUUAGAUUGUCAAAACAUUUCAAAAUUCAGAAUAUUUAAUAUUGGCUAUUCCGCUAUUGUCAACUAGUCAUACCCAACUGAAUUCCUUAACAUAAGUUGGUUAGAAUUAGGAUAAACGUCAUUUUUGCACCCCCCCCCCAUGCACCCCUGUUGACCAGAGCCUGAGGGGGUGUGCACCCCCCUGCACCCCUCCCCUAAAUCCACCACUGUGUAGGAUUGCAUGGCAUUAAAACAUAUAAUACUUUUUGUUUGUGGAAACACCAUGUAAAUUUGUUACUGCAAAGCUUUUGAUCCGUAAGCCCGGAUCUUCAUCGGUGCUAAUAUUAUUACACUGAUGAAGAUCCGGGCUUACGGAUCGAAACUUUGCAGUAAUAAAUUUACAUGGUGUUUCCACAAACAAAAAGUAUUAUAAAUAAACAAUCUAUUAUUGUGUUAAAUGCAUUUGCCUGUUAUGGAUAAAUUGUGAGUCUAGAUACUGUAGUGUUAAAUGGUCAGCAAUAUUGUGGGAAGGUAAAGGUGUAAUCACAUUCAUGAACUUGUGACAGCUUGUAGACAGGGUGAAAAUUUCCCAUAUGGACCUAGCAACCUGUUUACUGGACUGUAGCCAAGAAAAAGUCGGACUGAGUUAAGAAAAAAUAUGAGUCAUAUGAGUAUUUUUCUUAGUUUUUUUAUGUAUCAAAUUUAAUGCUGAAGUAGUAUAUCAAAGUACCAGUAUUGCUUGUGAGUUUACAAGUGCUAAUCAUAAUAACUUUCAAUCUCUCCUGGGACCCCCCCCCCCCAAAGUUCUCCCACCCAGAAAAUUCAUCCAGAAAUAAGUAUUUUGAACUAAAUAAGACUAAAAACAAGUAUUUUGAACUAAAUACGACCAAAAAUCUCAAAAUUUCCAGGGGGCCUUGCCCCACUUAUCCAGCCCCAUCCUUGCCCCCACUGUGCCCCAGACCCCUGCUGUAAUGUAUGUACAAUAUAAUGCCUAUGAUGUACAGUAUAAUGCCUGUGAUUUGCGAUAUACAGUAUAAUGCUUAUAAUUUGCAAUGGAUAAAAAAUAUAUUAUACUUAAAUUAAUAUAAUUUACUGAUAUAUAAUCUUGAACGGUCAGUGCCAGUGGUGUGAAGGAUGUAUAUCCAUCAGGCCUCGAAUUUCCCUGAAAUCAAUUGACGGCAAUGACUUUAAAAAUUGCCGUAGAACGUAACAGCUGUCUACGGCAAUUUUGGCAGUUUCCACGGCAUUUUUCAAAUUACUGUAAUAAAACUUUAAUUUUAUUGUUACUUUGGAUUUUGGACAAGCUAGAAAUAUGUCUACAUAUUUCUUUAGUGUUUUUUUUCUUCGAAGAAAACUGUGAUUUACACAUGAUUUGAUCAACAUCUGAAUAGUCAGGGUCCGAAUUAUCGCUAAAAAACAGCUUCGCUUUUUUUUGGGAAAAAUUUCCAUGUUAAAAUACACAUUUUAGGACCACCCUCCCGCCCCACCCCGGAUUUUUUUGAGCAUUACAAAAAGCCGAAAAGGAAUGCGACGCAUGCAAUGAUUUUGUUAAGGCAUUUCGAACAUGAUUGCAUGCUGAUUGCAAUAAUUUCACGCUGGAUAAAGCCCUACAUUCUGCUAAAAAUCAAACGCUUUGGCAUUAAAAUUGAAAAUUCUAAAAAUAUGCAUGCUCACACAUUUGUAAAAACAUUCAUGGUAAAGUCAAUGAAUUGCUGUAUUUAUACAGUAUAGACUGCCUUUAGGGGUACUUCACAAUUGUCAAUUGGGCAUGUGCUCCCGCGAUUACCAAUUAUAUGCACAUCUUUUAUCCUUGUUACAGGUAUACAUCGCCUAAAAUUCCAUGAUUUCUAUCUUCUUUAAAAUUAAAUGAACAGUGAAGCAAAUGGCUAAACAAACAAUGAACUGUCGUUCUCACCGUUGAACUUGAAAUGCUAUUUUUCAACUCGAGAGUUGAUAGAGGUGAUAUCAACCUAACACGUCCCAGCACUUUGGUCUGAAGCAUGUGCGCAGAACUCCAAAUUGAGAUGCUCCACACGAAUGUCUGAGACACUCGAGUGAAACGGAAGAAAGCUGGAUAUCAAGCGUUACUACUGUAAAGAAGCUUCGCAACUUUUAGAAGGCAAUAUUCAAAAUCGCUUCGCAUUUUGCGAUUUGCGAAGCUUUAAUUCGGACCCUGGAGUAUAUAUUCCAAAACAUCAUUUAUGAAAUAUUUACUUUCCUAUAGAUACUAUUUAUGAUGAAGAUGAAGUUCUACUUGCAUUGGCAGAACAGGUAUUUUUUGUGAAAAAUAUAAUAUACUGUACAGUAUGUGAUUGAUUAUAAAAGCACUAUUAUACUUGGUGUUAUGUAUUUUGAAUGAAACAAUAAUCAAGAACUUGAUGAAGACAACACAAUCCCACCACUAUGUAAGUGGCCAGACACUUUGCCCAGUUUGACCCGGACUGAAACUCUACUCCGGGCAGCAUAUGAUUGCAAAUAGUUUAAAAUGCUAUUUUCUCAAUUUGGCAGUUUUUUCAAUCCAUUUAAUCUUUGUGACAGCAUAUGUAUCUUUCUGAAUAUUAAGUGUAAAAGGUUGAAACUUGGUAUGUUUAUGGCUAUUAACAUUAUGCAGAGCAACUCCCGAAAUUCGCCUCGGCACUCGGCAAUUGCCGACGCAAAUGCCAAGGCAAGUUACGAUUUUUCAUAGUUUGCCUCGGCAAAAAAAUGCCGAGGCAAUUCCACCCGCUGUUCCUUAAAUUACAAACGACAGUGUCUGUUCGUUUUUUUCUUCUUAAAUAUACAAACUACAGUGUUCGUUUUUUGUAUCACUUCUUUGUUCGAAUUGUUGUCAUCGACGUCGGGUGAACAACAGAAGAUUUCAUAGCUACUUUACAAAAUAUUUAAAUUUGAGCUUUUCAGCGUCGCGGCGGGCUUCGGUUGAAAUAAAGAACAAUCUUGAUGGUUUAAAGACGGUACGUCAAGAAACUUUGUUUUAUCUUUUAGACUGUUGCGUGAUUUUACCGUCAAGUUUAUUCUUUCAUGCAAUUGGUUGUAAAUUACCACUAACUUUUUAAAAACAUUUUGAAUCAGGAAUUUGUAAAAUAACAACAAAUUGUCGAAGUCUCAGAAUCUACGCUCGUUAUAAUAUUUGUUUACAAUAAUUUCGGUAUGUACUUUACUUUAAUUACAACUGCUGACAUGAAUGCCGAAGGAUGCCGAAGCAAUUGCCGAAGGAAUUUAAGGUGAUUUCAUUGCGUGCCUCGGCAAAAAAAAUUGCCGAGGCAAACUCGAAAAUUAUCGAAAGGCUUCGGCAAUUAUUUGCCGAGGCAAAAAUUGUUGAAUUUCGAGGGUUGCAGAGCCUGACCAUAUAUUUCAUUAGGAAUGUAUAAAUGAGGUUUAAUUACCUAAUUAGGUAUGAAAAAAUUCCUUUUUUCCCUAAUGUGCAGACUGUUUACCAAAUUUCUGAUAAAUAUGCUUUAAAGUGAAAAUAAAGAUGGUCAGGCCCUAGAUAAUGUUAUGAGCUUUCAAAAUAUGUGUCAUUUAUGUCAUUCUGAUUAACAGUGUCUGUGUUAUCAUGUGUCAUGCGACGCCAUUUUUUGGCUAAUUAGUGAGCUGCCAUAUUGGAUAAUUAGUGUAAUUAAUGAGUAACCAAAAAUUUUUUUCCAGAUUUUGAUUUUUAUCACUGUGCCCCUUCAAAAAAUAUUUUUGCUGACUCUGUGCCUUUUAAAAUGAAAAAAAAUGCUCUAAAGGGGAAUGACCACCUUAAAAACUUGUUUAAAUGGUUUUGUUUUGCAUGUUUGUUUCAUCUGUAUAUGUAACCUCAGUCUCACACAAGUCAAAUAGCCGAAAAUGCUUCAAAUCAUUUCAACCCAGGCUAGAAAGGUCUGUGCACAGGCUGAAAAUAGCUCUGACUAAAAUUCAGGCAGCUCAAACUGCUCAUGAAUAAUUUCUGCUCAUGAAUAAUUCCUGCCCAUGGCCACAUCAUACUUGCUACAGUUUUAUUUUAAAUUGUUGGCUUGUAUUGGGUUUUAUGCAUAUUUAAAUCAUUAGGCAUUACACAUGAUUAUAAGUAUUUACAAUUAGUCCAAAUAGUAGUGACUGUGAUAUUUUUGACUACAUCUUUGACUUUCAGAACCAAAUUCAAUAGCCUAGUUUUGCCUGAUGGAUUUAGAUGAAAUCUGUGUUUUGUUUGUCUCAGAGUUUUGAUUACAUGUGAUGUGUAAUUAGAUUAUUUUGAUUCGUGAUCAUUACUGGAAAGCAAUUAUAAAAUUGAUCAAGUGAUUCUUUUAUUUUUGUCUGUUUCAUUCCACUUGAUCGUGAAGAAAUUAUUCUUUUUCUCGCAUAUUCUCAAAGUUUCCCCAUAGCUCUCAGUGUAAACAAAAAUGUGAAAGUGACGCUAAUUAAUACUUGUGAAAUCGCGAAUUUGCGAUUGAUCCGAUGAUGACUGGUUUCAUUAUGAGUGUAACUAUUAUUAGAUCAGUGAGCUAGAGUGUGUUUCGGUAAAAGCGGAACACAUUGACGAACACAUUUUCUGUUAGGUUAUUUCUGAGCGAGUACUGUAGUCUUGACAAUCAUUAUCUCUUUAAUCUACAGCUUGGCACAUUUACUCCUCUUGUUGGAGGACCAGAAUUUGUACAUUGUUUACUGGUAUGUUUUCUAAUAUUUUAUACAUCUGAAGUCAUAGCAAGGCAGCACAUGAACCAUGUACAAGUGUUGAGUCAAGACUUAAGAUGCAUGGUUACAUGCUAGUCAAUAACGCUAGUCAAUAACGCUAGUCAAUUGUUAUUGACAUUUCUUAUGUCAAAGUAUGUCAUUGUGAAAACCUCUUUUAAAGACAACUAUUUUGUCAUUCAUCAUAUACUGUAUUGUUAAUGUCAUUGUUAUUACAGAGACUUUCUGUGUAGAUGUUCAGAAAUUGAUAGAAAUAUGACUGUGUAAAAUGUUUUUGUGUGAUCCCACUCGAUAAAUAAAUUCAUCUGACUUAAUACAGAGUAAAUUAUCAAAAGACAGUGCUUUUGCGUGUAAAGCAAGCCUUGUAGUCCAUCUUUUAUACUUUUUGUUAUUUUCCAAUCAAUAAUUCAAAAAUGUACAGUGAUCUUAGAAUGGCGUGAGGAUUGGGAUAAGGAAACAAGGUUGUUCUACUAUGACACACUAUUUUCUUAUUCUGGCAAACAAACAUUUCUUAUGCAUCUUAUCUUGAAAAUUUAGCCUCCAUUAGAGAGCUUGGCCACAGUAGAAGAAACAGUUGUCAGGGAUAAGGUAAACUAUCACAGACAAAACAGUGUUACAUUCGUUUGGUACAUGAGUAUAUUUUCAUUUGCCUAAAGUUUUAUUUUUUUGAUGCUGCUGUUAAAGCCAACUUAAUUUAAUAAAGGUGGUGUUACACAGUCCAAUUUUCAAUAACAGUUUGAACCAAUCAAAUUUUGGCUAACAUCAUUUGCAUUACAAAUCAUCAUUGAAAAUUAUUCUGUGUUACAUCACUUUGAGGUACUUUUAACCUGCACGGAUUACAGUUAUACUGGGAAAGGGUGCAUACUACCUUAGUAAUAGUACAAGGGUGCCAGUAGGCAACUUGCACUAAGGUAUCACAAUGAUCUUAAUCUGCUUAAUAAUAGUAGGGAUGGAUUUAUAACAUAAGAGAGAGCAUACUGAAUGGUGUUUUAUUUUUUUGAAAAUUGAUUUUUAAAACUUACUGUACUGUAUAUUGCUUAACAGAAAACUGUAAUAUCAUGUUUUCGCUCACUGCUCUGUAUAAAUGAAUACAGAACCCAGUCGAAUUGUAAUCAAGACCCAACGUUUCGACACUCCAGUCUAUAUAGUGUCUUCACUCUUCAUCAGGGGUGAUCUAAAGUUGCAAUGGGGCUUCUUAAAUACCCACGGGAUGACGUCAUCUGCCAAUAAGAUGCACGUAUUCCUUUGGCAAAUAGGCACCGUCAUCCCUGUUCAAAGCAUGAUUAGUCAUUUAUAUGCACCCCUGAUGAAGACACUAGACUGGAGUGUUGAAACGUUGGGUCUUGAUUACAAUUCGACUGGGCUCUGUAUUCAUUUAUAUAUAAACCAGAGUAGCGAGCACGAAGUUGCCGUGAACGAACAAACAUUAAACUGUAAUAUUCUACCUUGUUACAGGGUCUUAGCUAGAGGGCCGUGUUGGCCGUGUUAUCGCGGCCAAAAAUAGAAAAACAUGGCUAGAUAUUAAAAAUGAACGCAGCUUCACUAUAUUUAUAUAAGGCCGUGUAGGUUCAUAAAAUAAGGUGUUGCUACUGACAACAGACAGAAUUUCUUCUUAUUUACGUCGUAAGAAAGUUUGUAAAAUCUACUGUAGUUGUUGAAAUUGGAAAAAGUGAUCCUUUAUAUUUUAAUGUUUUGAUGGAUAAUGGGAACCAUAUGGUAUUAAAAUGGUUUUAAAUACCCCCAAGAUUUACUGAAAUAACUUAAUAUUUUAAUGUCAGUACGCAAUGUGAGCUAGCCUUGUAUUUGGUUGCAAAGCAUACAACAACCACAUGCAGGCAUUGUCUGUUGUUGGCGAGCAUAACUACAAAUAUGCACACCCUGGUCAUUUAGAAACACGCCCAAGAUCUAAAAUCCUAGCUAAGACCCUGUCUUGUUAUGUGACUAAUUUAAUAGUUUUAUGCAUGUAUGAACGCAAUAUUUUAAAACGCAGAAUUUUACCUUCAGAAAUAUGUUGGUUUUAUAUUUAUGGAAAGUUAUUUGAAAAAUCGUGAUUUUUCACCGUAUUGAAAUGGGUCAUUGCAGAAAACAUCCACACCUAUAUGGAGGAAAUGACCCCCACCUUCUUUGAGUUUCAUAGUUGCCAAAGUUAGGGAACCAUGGAGCAACUCAUGUGAAGGCAAAGGGUGGUGUUCCUAGAGUUACUGGCUAAUAGCUCCGAAAAUUGUGUACAGCUACAAUCUUGGCAAAAAUUAUUGUGGACAGCGUGCGCGGAAAUAGAAAUACCAUCCUUGGCCAAUAUAUACAUGCAAAACAGCAAUGUUUAACUCCCCCCUCCCCCCGGUUCAAUGUUGAAAGCUUAUACAUUGGUUAGGUGAAAGCUUUGCGAAACUCAGUACAUGUCAAGACCAACAUUGUAAGGGAGGAGACAAAGACGCCAACAAGUGUAUGCCAACAGUAAUACUUUAGUUUACACCUCAGUGUCCGCGGAAUUUUUGCCAAGAUUGUAGGUAUCAAAACCUGGAGUUAGUGGCUUCAAAAACUAUGUGGAGCUCGCUGUGUAAGCCUUGAAUUGCUGCCUAGCAACUCCAACAAUCAUGUGGAAAAUCAUCUAAGCCUGAAGUAGUGGCUGUGCCAGCAUACAUGUAGACUAAGUUUCAUUCAAAGGUUGUAUACCUGUACCUCCACAAAAAUAAAAUCUAGUAGUACAUUUCACUAUAUUAUCAGAAGUACAUUUUUUGUUUUGAAUUUAAUUUUGGAUUAGCUCGCAAAUAUACACCUCACCCCUGUCAAAUACAUUAUAUUACGCCGUUUGGACCACUGUCGUUCUUGCAUCGCUCCAGGGUCGCAUCUAAUACAAUAAAGUUCAGCACAUGAAGAGUAUGCCAUGUGAAACGAGCCUUACUUGUAGUUCAAGUUCCCUAUUUCCUUAUAUUAUCCAAUCGUUUUUUAUCAAAUAGGUUUACAAAGGCAAUUUGUGCAGAUUCUUCAGAAAUUAUUUGCUUUUUUUUAUAAUUUGAGGAAUUUUGUGCAGAUUUUCAUUAUUACAAGGAUUUUUGCACAGGAAAGCGUAUUUCCUCCAAAGCCAAAACUUUAUAGUCUGGAAGAUACCUACUACUAGCUAGCGCCAGACCCCAGUACGAGCAUCCUCUCUAUCAUGUUAGAUCCUCAUUGUAAACCGGUAUAUUUGUUUCAACAGGCAGUGGAAUCUCUGCGUGCUAUUGCUUCUGACCAUUCUUCUCAGGAUUUAGAAAAUCAUUUUGUACCUUUAGUUAAAAGAUUAUCUCAAGGUAUGAAUUGUUGUUCCUUUCGGCCAUAGUGCGCCACAGUAACCAUGCCAUGCUUGGUUUAUAAGUAUUUGAAUCACGGUCUCUCAAUCACACAGUUACCUUUUGCUUUCAACUUGGUUAAACGUCAAUAAUAGACACUUUUAGAGGUUGAUGUCAUAGCGUUUCGUGCGUGCAAUGUGAUAAUUUGUUUUCUAAACAAGUUUGGCAUAUCAAACGUUGGUAAAAAUAUGGUACUAAAUUACAGUAGUAUAUAUUAUGGUGUGCGCACAGGCUAGCCAUGCAUGUGAGAAAUAAAUACUUAGGAAGGAAGCAUGGAAGGCAUUUCCUUAGAACAAAAAUGAUUUAAUAAUUGUCAUUACCUGUGACUGUUUGUACAUCUAGGUGACUGGUUCACUUCCAGGACAUCAGCAUGUGGUCUAUUUCCAGCUUGUUAUCCGAGAGUGAAUGCAAAUAUCAAAGCUGAAUUGCGACAGUAAGU
Messenger RNA from Paramuricea clavata, 9544 nucleotides. The record is from the annotation of a GenBank genome assembly. Lineage: Eukaryota; Metazoa; Cnidaria; Anthozoa; Malacalcyonacea; Plexauridae.